Messenger RNA from Nematolebias whitei (Rio pearlfish), 1143 nucleotides. It is a transcript of the gene wnt8b, whose product is annotated as wingless-type MMTV integration site family, member 8b. Gene Ontology annotation, molecular function: frizzled binding; cytokine activity. Gene Ontology annotation, cellular component: extracellular region. Gene Ontology annotation, biological process: canonical Wnt signaling pathway; neuron differentiation; cell fate commitment. Bases 1 to 1083 code for a protein of 360 amino acids. The record is from RefSeq and is a predicted model, not a curated record. The transcript is spliced from 6 exons. NCBI's taxonomy places the organism in Eukaryota, Metazoa, Chordata, Actinopteri, Cyprinodontiformes, Rivulidae.
AUGUUCAUUCACUGGGAGGUGUUUUAUUACGUUUUCAUACUUAUGACUCACAUGAGGUCAUACUGCUGCUGGUCAGUGAAUAAUUUCUUGAUGACCGGACCCAAGGCUUACCUGAUUUACUCGAGCAGCGUGGCAGCAGGAGCUCAGACAGGCAUCGAGGAAUGCAAACACCAGUUCGCUUGGGACCGCUGGAACUGCCCAGAGAGAGCUCUGCAGCUGUCCACACACAGCAGCCUGCGCAGUGCAAAUCGUGAGGCCGCAUUCGUCCAUGCCAUCAGCUCUGCGGGCGUCAUGUACACCCUAACCAGGAACUGCAGUCUGGGAGACUUUGAUAACUGCGGCUGCGAUGACAGCAGAAACGGACAACGAGGCGGUCAUGGCUGGCUGUGGGGUGGCUGCAGCGACAACGUUGGCUUCGGCGAGGCCAUCUCGAAACAGUUCGUGGACGCCUUGGAGACCGGGCAGGACGCUCGGGCAGCCAUGAACCUCCACAACAACGAGGCUGGUCGAAAGGCGGUCAAGGGGACCAUGCAGAGGACAUGCAAGUGUCACGGUGUGUCUGGAAGCUGCACCACUCAGACCUGCUGGCUGCAGCUGCCAGAGUUCAGGGAGGUGGGCAACUACCUAAAGGAGAAGUACCACCGGGCAGUGAAAGUGGACCUCCUCCGAGGAGCGGGGAACAGCGCGGCCGGCCGAGGAGCCAUUGCCGAGACGUUCAGCUCCAUCUCCCGCAAGGAGCUGGUCCAUCUGGAGGACUCUCCCGACUACUGCCUUGAAAACCGCACUCUGGGCCUGCCGGGUACGGAAGGCCGCGAGUGCCUGAAGAAAGGCAAGGGCCUGAGCAAGUCAGAGAAACGGAGCUGCAAGAGGCUGUGCGGCGAGUGCGGCUUGGCUAUGGAGGAGCGCAAGACUGAAAUGGUGUCCAGCUGCAACUGCAAGUUCCACUGGUGCUGCGCGGUGAAGUGCGAGCAGUGCAGGAAGACGGUGACCAAGUACUUCUGCGUGAAGAAGGGAGGUCAGUGGGAGAGGAACGAGAGCGCCACGAGCCGCAGGAAGAGCCUCAGACUGAGGAAGAGGCACUGAGCGUGUCCAGCAGCCGGACGCUCAGUCUGCACGGACUGCUUCGUAGCACAGAGGCCCGUC